GUGUUUGGCACCCUUGUUGUUCAGAAGGAGCUUUUUGAUGUGGUGGCUAAACCUCUAGUGGAAGAUCUCAUUCAUGGGAAAAAUGGUCUCCUUUUUACCUAUGGUGUGACCGGCAGCGGGAAAACACACACCAUGACAGGAUCUCCUGGUGAUGGAGGACUUCUCCCACGGUGUUUGGAUAUGAUCUUCAACAGCAUAGGCCCAUUCCAGGCCAAGCGAUUUGUUUUUAAGCUUGAUGACAGGAACGGUGUGGAUGUUCAGUGUAAAGUAGAUGCUCUAUUAGAGCGCCAGAAAAGAGAUGCCAUGCCUGUUCCAAAAACUCCAUCUGGCAAGCGACAAGUAGAUCCAGAAUUUGCUGAUAUGAUCAACAUGCAAGAUCACUGCAAAGUAGAAGAAGUUGAUGAAGAUAAUGUCUACAGUGUCUUUGUGUCCUAUAUUGAGAUCUACAACAACUACAUAUAUGACCUCUUGGAGGAAGCUCCCUUUGAGCCUAUAAAACCAAAACCUCCACAAUCCAAAAUCCUUCGUGAGGACCAGAAUCACAACAUGUAUGUCACAGGAUGCACAGAAGUAGAGGUGAAAUCUGCAGAAGAAGCUUUUGAAGUGUUUUGGAGAGGUCAAAAGAAGAGGCACAUUGCAAACACUCAGCUGAACCGAGAAUCCAGUCGCUCUCACAGUGUCUAUAUUAUCAAGUUGGCUCAAGCCCCCCUGGAUGCAGAUGGAGAUAACGUGCUGCAGGAGAAAGAACAGAUCACUUUAAGCCAGCUGUCAUUAGUUGAUCUGGCUGGAAGUGAAAGGACUAAUAGAACAAAAGCUGAAGGGAACAGGUUGCGAGAAGCAAGUAAUAUUAAUCAGUCUCUAAUGACAUUAAGAACAUGUAUUGAAGUUCUGCGGGAAAACCAGAUGUAUGGAACAAAUAAGAUGGUUCCAUACAGAGAUUCCAAACUGACUCAUCUCUUCAAGAACUAUUUUGAUGGUGAAGGAAAAGUGCGUAUGAUUGUGUGUGUUAAUCCUAAAGCUGAGGACUACGAGGAAAGCUUGCAAGUCAUGCGCUUUGCAGAGAUGACCCAGGAGGUUGAAGUGGCAAGACCCGUGGACAGACCGCUCUGCGGCCUGACGCCGGGACGGCGCCUCCGGAACCAGGCCUUCAGAGAGGAGCUCUCGCGGAGGCUGGAGAUGCGGGGUGGCCCAAUAAAUGGAGAAACAGAAGAGCAAUCUGUUUCAGAAAUGUUUUCGCAGAACUUUCCUCCUCUGCCUUCAUGUGAGCUAUUGGAUGUUAAUGAUGAUCAAACACUUCCAAAGCUUAUUGAAGUCCUGGAAAAACGCCAUAAACUACGACAAAUGUUGUCAGAGGAGUUUGCCAAAAACGUGCUUGCGUUUAAAACAAUGCUGCAAGAAUUUGACUCCAGUGUUAUGUCCAAGGAAAACUAUAUUCAGGGAAAACUGUCCGAAAAAGAGAAAACAAUAUCAGGACAGAAAAUGGAGCUAGAACGCCUGGAGAAGAAAAUUAAAACUUUGGAAUUCAAGAUUGACAUUUUAGAAAAAACUGCAUUAAUUUAUGAAGAAGACAAGCGUAAUCUUCAGCAAGAACUAGAAAGUAAGAGCCAGAAGUUGCAACGUCAGGCUUCUGACAAGCGUAGGUUGGAGGCACGGUUGCAAGGAAUGGUGGCAGAAACAACCAUGAAAUGGGAGAAGGAGUGUGAGCGUCGUGUAGCAGCAAAGCAGCUGGAGAUGCAGAACAAACUUUGGGUGAAAGAUGAAAAACUGAAGCAACUGAAGGCCAUUGUUACUGAACCAAAAAAUGAAAAGCCAGAGAGGCCUUCACGGGAGAGAGACCGAGAGAAGCCUGUUCAGAGAUCAGUGUCUCCUCCACCAGUACCUCCUUCUAGUAACUUUACUCAAGUCCCUAACAGCCAGCAGCUCGCAAGCAACCUGCAGGAGCACAGACGUUCUAAUUCUUGUAGCAGCAUUUCUGUGGCAUCCUGUGUUAUGGAAUGGGAGCAGAAAGCCCCUUUGCACAAGCCUACCAGUGGCACUCCUAAUGCAAGGAGUAGACAACAAGAACCAGGACAAAGUAGAGGCUGUAACACCUCAGACAGGAGGCGAGGGAUGUGCUGGACUGGAGUCGAGGUUCCCAGGCAUAGAGAUGAGCUAGAAAUAGAAGAGGAUCAAUGCUGCAGGGGUGAUGUUUUCAAAACCAGGGGUGGUGGACAGGCUGUUCAGUUCACAGAGAUUGAAACUCUGAAGCAAGAAUCUCCAACUGGUCGAAAGCGAAGAUCAUCACCUUCCAAUGCUGACCCACCUGAGGGUGCUGCAGACUCGGAAUGGACUGAUGUAGAAACCAGAUGUUCUGUGGCUGUGGAGAUGAGGGCGGGAUCAGCUCUUGGACCUGGAUAUCAGCAUCAUGCUCAGCCCAAGCGAAGAAAGCCAUGAACUUAACUUACUACUGCGUUGGAAUGCUCUGAUUUUUAUCAGACUGAUACCAGUGAUGAACUCGAUAAACUGCUUUUUUAUCACUACAGGCUUUAUAUUUUUCGAAUGGCCUGUGCUAGGCAGUGGUUAAGUGGGAGCUAUUUCUUGCGAUCCCAAAGCAGCAUGUCUGUGGUGUGUAUAUUUUCAGUAGAUGUAGAGGGGUUCUGCCGCUGUGUCCUCUGGACAGCUGAAGGACACCUUUCAUCCCGUGUUUAUGAAGCCUUUGUUAUUAAGCUGUAUCUUUAUAUACUAAUGAGACAAGGCUUUCACCUUGUGUAUAUUUUUCAGCUUUUUAUAGUGCAAAAUACUUUGAGUCACUAUCCCUUCCUUGUCAGGUCCUCUGUUUUGAAGAGGCAUCAAUGCUGCUAUUUAUUUAGAUGCAAUAACAAACUUUAAGAGUGUUUCUAUGCCAUUUCAUAUUUUAUUAUAACUAGCAACAGCUUGGUAAUAUGGAUUUCUUUUUGGAAGAAUUACCUUUUAUUUAAUAUGCAAAUCAGCUUGUGAAAACAUGCAUCUUCAAACCUUCAUAGUAAUGAAGCAAGAAUACUGAUAUGAAGAGUAAUGGUGACUUGACAUCAGACCUACUUUAUUUUGUAGUGCAAGUAAAUAAAUGUUUUACAUCUGUAGAUAUGGGGUAAAAAGGUAAUUUGCUCACAGAUGUGGCGACUCUAUAUGUGUGGCUCUGCAAAUAUGUUAAAAUAAAUACU
This is a messenger RNA of Athene cunicularia (burrowing owl), 3179 nucleotides long. RefSeq names its product kinesin family member 23 (gene KIF23). Lineage: Eukaryota; Metazoa; Chordata; Aves; Strigiformes; Strigidae. The transcript has 19 exons. Gene Ontology annotation, cellular component: kinesin complex; microtubule; nucleus. The record is from RefSeq and is a predicted model, not a curated record. The coding region runs from base 133 to 2433 and encodes 766 amino acids. Gene Ontology annotation, molecular function: microtubule binding; ATP binding; ATP hydrolysis activity. Gene Ontology annotation, biological process: microtubule-based movement.